Messenger RNA from Pyricularia grisea, 537 nucleotides. RefSeq lists its product as uncharacterized. The annotation marks the transcript as partial. The record is from RefSeq and is a predicted model, not a curated record. The transcript has 2 exons. Lineage: Eukaryota; Fungi; Ascomycota; Sordariomycetes; Magnaporthales; Pyriculariaceae.
CUCUCGUACUCUGCCUUGGCAGCCGCCUGCUUCUGCUCCUCGGUGGCGACCGGCGGCGGCGACCGCUGCUUCCUGGCUUUAGCCGGCCGGUACUUGUCGCCGCCACCACCACCACCUCCUCCUCCUCCUCCUCCUCCUCCUCCUCCUCCUCCUCCUGCGUCUCGUCUCCUGGGCUCGGUGCGGCGGUCAUUGCCGCGUGGUGAUCGUGGGUGGUGGGCAAUCUGCCUCGGCGACCUCUGCUCGUGUCCGUCCUCCUGGCGUCUUUCCCUCAUUGGCGCCGGCGACCGUGAUGGAGAUUCAUGUCGAGACCGAGACCAAGACCGAGAUCGCGCCGCAGGUGAGGGCGACCGAGGCCUCGGCGAUGGGCUGCGUGCAUCUCGCGCAUCUGGUGACGACAUGAUGAUCGGGUAUACCGCGUCGUGUGGGAUAGAUCGUUCGGCGAUGGCGAUUGAGUGCUGGCGCACAGCGUUGUCCAAACCAGUACCCACCCAGUACGUUGAAUCUCAAGGCGCCGGCAGCCUUGACGAAUUGCAGUAG